AUGGAACAGUUUUGCCAUUAUCUUGUGAUCUAUAUAUUUAAAUUUCAUAGCGUGCUAUUCACAAAGCGAGAAGAUCCAAGAUGUUCGAAUGCAGUUCUCAUUUUAUGUAGCUGUUGUGUAACGGAACAUUCUGAAGAUUGCCAUUUGAUGUUGUGAGCACUUUAAAUUCCAGUGUUUCUAGAUAUCGUUGAAAUACUGUUAUUUCUAAAAAUUUCUUUUUGAGAAAUAUGUACGAAUUAGAGAGUCAGCUUGUCAAUUACAAUUGCUAAUUUCUUACCCGGUUUCAUUAGUUUUCUAAGCACGAUCGAAAGAAAUAUUUUGCGUACUCGAUUUUCCAGAUAAUUAUUUCCGAAAUACAUUAACGUGGCGAUAUAUUUGCAUCAGAUCGCCACGAGUGUCGCGGUGCAUAAAUAUAUGCAUAUGUAUUUUUUGCAGAUAAAAUUACGUACGAGCGAUAGAAAAGUGUGCGAUUUGAUCUAAUUUUGCUCGCAUGAAUAUCGUAUUAUCGAUCAAGGUUGAAGUAUGCGCGAUAUCAUUAAUAACGAUUACUAUACUUUUCUUAGAAUACUUGAGAAACGUUGACCCUCUCACCGCGGCGAGUGAUCCGUGACGAAGAAGCGAUAUCUCGAAUGUCCAGGAUAUGUCGGGUAUAUACGAGGCGCGUAUAUGGUAUAAAUCGCGUCACACACUUGCAUUUACGAUAUGCGCUACGUGUAAUAUAUUAUAUACCGCGUCUCCGAACGACGCGUAUUCAAACGAAUAAAUAAUCUCCGAACUGAGUGUUGCAUCAUGCAAAUAACGCGCGUCAAUGUGAUAAUGUUCCAAUCGCGUAUAAUCGCGCAAUAAGAUACGUGGCAUAAAUAUUUCGCGAAUAACCGCACCGUCUGCAGCGAGUUCUAGUGUCGCGGGUCAUGCAUAACCAUUCGGUUCGAUCGUAUCGAUAGUUGAAUAUUAUAAAUAACGUAAUUAACUGUCGGAUAUACGCACAGCAGGUUAUGUGUACACCGUGAACUCACCUAUUUCGAGAUAACGGUAUAAGAUCUUAAACGAUGCGCGAGAUGUAUUACAGUUAUGCAGUGCGCCCGCUUUAUUCUAUGAGAUUAAAACACGCCCCUUUCAACGCCAUCUUGACGGACGGCUGAAAAGGACGCGAUAUUGAUACAACACACUUGCACAAUGCGUCUUUUCAAACGUUACACGGCCGAUACGAGCCCGCAGCUUGUUUCGGCUGUACCGAUCUCUCAGGACGCCGCCGCUGUGAGUAAUAUCGAAAGUAAUGCGUCUGAGAGACCAGAAAAAAAAUCCAAGACAGACGGCAGAUUGGAAAGCACUCUCCCAGUCAGAGAAGUCGCCGACGUUCAAAAAGAAUCUAUGGACUCGUCUAUUCUGAUUCGUAAAGGGAUCUCCACGUGGGGACGGAAAAUGGGCCGGCGGUGGGAUCAAAUGAAGAGAUCGGACAGCUCGGAGUUGCUUUCGGUGCCGCGGCGACGACGACGGUGGAGCCCGCACCGCAAGAACGACCACGACGAAACGACGCGCGAGAAAGCAAACGGCGAUAGCGAGCUGCCGAGGCCAAAGAGAAUCCCCAGGGUGGAAUCGUUGCGAAACCUCUUUAGGACCAGCGGCGAUCAGCCGCUCGGUCCCUCCAAGAGUUCCGCGAGAAGCGCGACAAUACAGGAGGAGGACGUCGUGAGUGUCGCUCACUGUCCGAUGGGGAAGACUCUCAGCGAAGGGGCGAUCAGGAAAGUUCCGUUUCGCGAUAUCUGCGCCGAGAACUUUGACGAAUACGCUCGUAUCGGUCGGGAAACGGUUCUUCGUCAAAAGAAGUUGCAGUUGAGCCGCAGCAUUCAGGACCUGCAGGAGCAGCAGCGGGUCUUGGACUACUUACUCAAGAAUCGGGAGAUCCUGACGACGCGGCAGGGUGGCACGUUCGCGAGGGAAACGCUGGAGAACAUCGGCGCGAGCGCCAAGUGUUCCGACGGUCGCGCGGAGGAAACGAAGAACGGCGCGCCGACGCGACUGUCCGGCCACCAGGGCGCCCGUAGCGCCGGCGAAGUUAAGGGAAAUCUUCAUCCUCACGGAUGCUCCGGCGUGCUGACCGGCUUGGAGGACCUGUUGAACAAUUUGCGCAUAGGCUGCGACGAGAGCGGUUACGAUUCGGACAGCACGCGAGCUGGCGCGGACUCGCCGGACAGUGAAAAAUCGACGGCACCGCCGUUGCUGAAGCCGCGCAGUUUCUCGGUGACGUCGGCCGAUUAUCACGGCUUCAACCUGUCGCUACCGCACGGCGGUACCCUGCGUAAAAAGGACGCGAACGCCGCGGAGCCGUGUUCGGCGGAAACGUGUGCUCCGAAAACUGAGAAGAUCAACGCGGCGGACGCCGCUGUCGACACGGCGGCCUACAACGCUCUCCUCGACGCCACGACGGCGAGGCAAUUGACGAUGCUAAUGCCGGAUGACGGCGACGAUACGGAUAGCUGCGAGGAAGACACCUUCGCCGAUUUUCUGGAAUACCAGCCGGAUUUGACGAGGGUUUAUUCUAAAACCGACGCGAAAUUCUUUCCCAAGUGUCGCGAGGAUCUGAUGAGGGCGGCGUCCGCAACUUCCAUUCAGCUCGGCGAAGAUUUAACGAAGCUCCAAGUGACGGACAACAAUGAUCUCGAUGUUACUCUGACGCCGUGCGACGCUUCCAACGACGCUGACGCACGUGGCGGCGAUAACGACAAAACGAAGAUCGAGUCUGGCGAGAGGAAGCCCUGCGCAACGGUGGAAAAUCACGGCGUCGUAUCUCAAAUAGGUAAACUGCAGAAUCUGUUAAAGGACAAAAAGUCUAAGAAUCGGAAAUGCUCCAGUCCGAGUAUACUGAAUCUGCUGGAACACGCCGCGUCUCCGUGCAAGGACAGUCCGCCGGCUAACAAGAUUCGUCCUUUGUCCGAGGUGAUGAGCAAUCCUCUGCAAUAUUACAACCCAAAGAGAUCGCGUUCCACUCUAGAACUCGACGCGCCGGAUGUGGCGAAGAACGCGGCGAAGAAGAUGCUGACGAUGAGCACCGCCGGAUCCGCGCCGCCUACCGCUUCCGCUUCCAAGGGCGCCGUAAUCGCCAGCAAGACCCUGAUCCGACGCGAGCUGAGAACGGUGAAGCUGACGGUGAACCACACGGCUGGUCUCGGCAUCCAGGUCGAGCGAUGCGAGGCCGCCCGACCGUUCUACGUGAUCGCGAAAAUGGAUCCCGACGGCGAGGCGGCCAGAUCGAAGCACUUCCGCGUGGGCGACGAGAUCGUUCGCGUCUGCGGACGCAGGAUACGCGGCAUGUCGAUGGCGGAGGCGCGGAACGCCCUGCGGAGCUGCGUCGGCACGGUCGAGCUGCAGAUCGCGAGAGAACCGAGCUCGGCGUUCGGCGAGGAGAUCGGCGACACCUGGGGCAGCGCCUUGACGCGCACGCGAAGCGAUCCCGACGCGUGGGUCUCGAAACACGGGCGAGCCAAACUGCCAGCCUUGUCCGACGACGCUUUGCCACCUCUGACGAAGGCUGGCAGUUCCUGCGCCAUCAACGAGGCGGCUGCGAGUCUUCAGAAGAUGACCGGAAUGAAGAAGUUCCAGAUAGUGAGGAAACGAAGCGCCGAGGCUCCCGCCCUGCGACGAGGGUCCAGUUUAUCUCUGGAUCUGCUGACGAUCGUCCUGGAGAAAGGCGCGCCGAAGAAAUUGGGCUUUUCCAUCGUCGGCGGAGUGGACAGCAACAAGGGACGCAUGGGUAUCUUCGUGAAAGACAUCAUGCCCGGCGGACAGGCGGCGGAGGAAGGUACACUGAGAGGUGGAGACGAAAUUCUAGCUAUCAAUGGCUCCUCGUUAGACGGCCUAACGCACACUAAGGCGUUGCAGAUGUUCAAGACCGCCAAAGCCGGGAACUUGAUACUGCACGUCGCCCGAAGAGAUCCGGCGCAUAAACGAUACGUCACGCAAUCGAAAUCGUACGAUUGUCUCGAUAAAUUAACGAAGUCCGCUGACGAAUGAAAUUAAUAUCAACAUCGUUGUUACUGAAUCUUGUUGUUGGGGACGUAAUGAAUUAUUUGGAGAAAUUAUGAAAUUAUUUAUAGGACGACUUCCUAAGUUUCUUGGGUCAAUUAAAUUAAUAAUUAAAGAAAUGAAGAGAAGCCAUCGAUAGUGUUUCUAAAUAUAUUUCGCAAAUUUCAAUUAA
Molecule: messenger RNA, 4195 nt
Organism: Linepithema humile (Argentine ant)
Lineage: Eukaryota; Metazoa; Arthropoda; Insecta; Hymenoptera; Formicidae
Source: RefSeq, a predicted model, not a curated record